UAUACAACUAGCUGUCGCACACUCAUACACAAAACGAACAAGCGCAUUAAACAAAUCAAACUGUUUCCCAAUUGAUAUUCAUAGCAAUAAUAAAACGUGUGCAACUUAACUGAAACCCACCUUGCUAUAUCAAUUGAAAGCAAACGAGAAACUAUCUAUACGGGCAUUUACUGCAAUCAAAGUGUAAACAAUUUGAAGCGCUAGUUUCGCAAGCCGCAUAGGAAAUUGUAAAAUAUGGUCAGGCUUUUUACACUGAGUGUCUUUUUCAAGGGUGCCAGCGAAGCGCGCUUAUUAAAGACCACAUCCGACUUGCAGUCCUUUUCAUUUUUUCAACGUGGCACAGUCAAUGAAUUUAUGACCUUUGCCUCAAAGACAAUUGUGGAACGAACCCAGUCGGCGCUGCGACAGUCUGUUAAACAGGAUGCCUACAUGUGCCAUGUCUAUGUGCGGGCCGAUAAUUUGGCUGGCGUUCUUAUCGCUGAUCACGAGUACCCGCACCGUGUCGCGCACACGUUAAUCACAAAAAUACUGGAUGACUUUGCGGCCAAAGUGUCGGCCGAUCAAUGGCAAAACGGUACGGAGGCAACAAUUGCAUUUGAUUCAUUGCCAGCGUUUUUGGCCAAAUACCAGGAUCCCAAGGAGGCCGAUCCGAUAACGAAAAUGCAAACCGAUUUGGAUGAAACUAAAAUCAUAUUGAAGAACACUAUCGAAUCGGUGCUGGAGCGUGGCGAAAAACUGGAGGAUAUGGUUACCAAAUCGGAGCAGCUAUCCAUGCAAAGCAAGGCCUUCUACAAGACAGCGAAAAAGACCAAUUCCUGUUGCAGCUUCACCUAAACAAGCUAAGGGCGCAGAUAUCGAAAAAGGAAAACACCACUUAAAACAGAAAAAAACACCAACAAAAUGGGCACGUAAUAAACAGCGACGGCGCGGCAUUGGCUUAGAAUUUGUAUGCUUUUUAUAACAUAAGUUAAUUUUAUAUUUAAUAUAUAUAUGAAACUAAACUAUACUAUACAUGCAUAAGUAUUUAUACGUAUGUAUAUGCAAUGGCACGAAUGUGCUGCAACUCAUAUAUGUACGCCCAUUAUGUGUGUAAAACGUUCAACUUGGCAUCUUGUUCUCUGCAUGUCUAGGGUAAUGGUACAGAUAAUGUUAUAUAUAUAUAUGCAAUUAUACCAAUACAAUUAUGAUAUACAUACAUUAUAUAUAUGCGUAUUUUGUGUAAGCGCGUGUCUGUGUGCAAUUUAAGAAUAAUGUGUCUAUCUCCUUCGGUUAUGUGCUCGCGUCUUUUUUAAAUAGCUUUUGUCUUGUCUGCCCGCCGCCUAAGUCGAUGUCGAUUAAUUAUUAUACGUACAUCUUUGUGUAUCUAUGUACAUAUUUAGGGUUCUCAAUAAGUUUUAGACGCGAUGUGUAAGCGACUUUCAACUGCCGAAUACUCAACAAAUAGCCCUAACGCAAGUUCUGUCUGGGCUACAAAUAAAAAUUAUUAUCUCAAAACUGAUUGAAAUGUUUCAGACACUUUUACGCUUUGCUCACAAAGAAAAUAGACUCUCAUUUGUAAUCACACUGUUAACUGAGUAUUGGGCAGUCGGUUUCGUUUUUACUUGCUUAUUAUUUAAUUGUACACGUAUAUAUAAUCCCACCAAGCGAUUUUAACAAUAUUCCAAUUAAAUUUAUUCGAAAUACUUUUAAAAAUACACAUUCGUUGCAAAUA
Messenger RNA from Drosophila montana, 1711 nucleotides. RefSeq names its product YKT6 v-SNARE (gene Ykt6). The transcript has 2 exons. Gene Ontology annotation, biological process: endoplasmic reticulum to Golgi vesicle-mediated transport. Gene Ontology annotation, molecular function: SNAP receptor activity. Lineage: Eukaryota; Metazoa; Arthropoda; Insecta; Diptera; Drosophilidae. Gene Ontology annotation, cellular component: Golgi apparatus. Bases 235 to 834 code for a protein of 199 amino acids. The record is from RefSeq and is a predicted model, not a curated record.